AUGGCCCCGCUCGUGUCGACGCUAUUCGACACGGAUAUGGAGAAGACUACUCCAGUCACCACGACGCUUUCGAGGAAGUCGAGCAAGCGCAGCAAAGCCGUUUCGAGGAAGACCGUCGACUUUUCGGCUGAACCUGUACCACCCGUCUCACCCCCGCGGCUUGCAGACCCUGUCAAGAAGGAGACGACUGCCAUUGUCCGCGCUACCAAGCUCGAAGUCAUCGAGCUUGACGAAGCGUUCAUCGAUUUCUGGAGCGACUCGCUGCUCGAUCCUAUCACAGCGACAUGGCCGACCUUUAUCAUCUGCAAGUUUAAAUCCACAGUUGUUCCUCAACUUCUGUACGGCCCCGUUCAAGAGGGCGGCAAGCAGAAGACGCUCAAAUGGCUUGUUCUCGAGCAGGCGUUCACUGUGCGGCCCGCGCCACCACCAUCGCUGUCAGCUGUCCCUCGUCCGGAAUCGGCGCGCCCGGUCUCCCCUGCGCUCUCGACGUCGGGCAGGAACCGCUUCAGCUUCUGGAGUAUGUCGCGCACUGCAUCGAGCUCGUCGCAGUCGUCGCAGAAGGGCAAGAAGAAGGAAAGAGCGCUGAAUGUUGGCGAGAUGGGAGAGAUUAUCGAGGAGCCCGCCGAGCAGGCUAAGCAGGAGGUUGUGCAGCUGAAGGCGGCGCCGUCCAAGUCCAAGUCAUCCAAGGCGGAGAAGGCGCAGAUGCCUAUCGAGAAACCUGUCGAGGCCGUGAAGCAGCUUGCUGAUACAUCCGACACGCCAGACCUCGAGACGGCUGCUAUUGUGACUGGAGCCGCAAUUACAGACGCAAUCGCUGGAGCUGCUGCUGCUGCCCCUGCCGCUAAGAUUCCAGAGCCAGCUGUCGAAAUUCAGGCAGAGGCACCAGCGCCAGCUGUUGAGGAGCCUGCCACCGUCAGCGAGACUCCUGCUGCUGUUGUUGCAGAAUCCGUAGCACCAGCUGCAGAAGUCUCUCCUCCUGUCACUGAGGCUCUUGUUAUCUCUGAACCCGAAGCCCCUGUUCUUGAUGCACCCGUUGAAGCUGAACGUGAAGCUGCAGUUGAAGAGAUCCAAGUCCAAGCACCCGUCUCCGAACCGCAGCCUUCAACGGAUGCGCCCUCAGUUGUCGAGGCCCAGGAAACCGCUGAUGCAUCGACUGACGAUGACGCAGCUCCUGUUGAAGCUUCAGUCUCGGAAUCUCAAGUCGCAGUACCUGAAGCUCCGUCGGCGUCGUUUGUUGCUGAAGUGGACGAAUCUGCACCGGAACCCAAAGCUCCAACAGCUGAAGCUAUUGCUCCUGCUCGUGGAAACAGAAGCAAAGAUCCAGUGCUCAAACAAGUCUCUGAAGAGCGUGCAAGUGCAAUCGUCGCGGAAGCUCAAGAGCCAGUCGUUGAGUCUGUGCCGCCGCUUGCUACUGCGGCCAAAGAACCUCUCGUCGCAGCUCCUGCCGAGGUUGCAGAGGUUUUGGUUGAGUCAAAUCGCCCGCCGCUGUUGACGACAUACCGUCUACAACAACGAAAACCGCCGCCGUCGCCGACGAAGUCUCAACUUCGAAUGUCGAAAAAUCUGCGCCUGUUCUGGCAGCAGAUCUUACCGAGGCACCAACUUCGAUUACCGAAACUCCCUCAGUUGAUGUUGACGCCGCGCAGGAGAGCAUUGAGGAAGAACCACGGGUUAUGGACAACCCCAGUCGCCGAAGUUUCGGGUGCUUCUCAACCUGAAAACCUGUCCCAGGUUCUAGUUUCUGAUGUUCCAGUUGCAGUUGAAUUACAACCCUUCAAAGCGGAUUACCAGGCUCCUAUCGUCGAGGCUCCAGCCGCGGAACCUCAGCCCCAGGAGAAUUUGUCCGCGCUGCCGUAG
Molecule: messenger RNA, 1857 nt
Organism: Psilocybe cubensis
Lineage: Eukaryota; Fungi; Basidiomycota; Agaricomycetes; Agaricales; Agrocybaceae
Exons: 5
Coding region: 1-1857 (618 amino acids)
Source: RefSeq, a predicted model, not a curated record